Plasmodium cynomolgi strain B is the source of this 1212-nucleotide messenger RNA. Its product is annotated as Myb1 protein. The coding region runs from base 37 to 1212 and encodes 391 amino acids. NCBI's taxonomy places the organism in Eukaryota, Apicomplexa, Aconoidasida, Haemosporida, Plasmodiidae. The transcript has a single exon. The record is from RefSeq and is a predicted model, not a curated record.
CACCUCCACAGAGAGGCCCAUCCCAGCAAACCGACCAUGUGGAGAGUACCAUGCGAUGACGACGCAGACGACGCAGACGAGUUCGAAAGUCUGUGCGCAUUGGAGGAGAGGGCAGAAAAGGAGCUGUGUAUUCUAGAAAAACUAAUUGAAAGAACAAAGGGUAAUAUAGAACAGCUAAAUGAUUAUAUAAACAAAAAGUACAACGAAAUAAAAUCCCUAGCAAGUAAGAAGCCAACCAGAAUUAAUUGGGAAAAGGCACAAGGAAAAACACACAUGUCAAUGUUUUACCAAAAGGGAUAUGGAUUUGCUCCUUCUAAUGAGCAUGCAUUAAAAAUUACAGAGUUUCAAGUAAGUGCAUCAAAUUAUCGAAAAAAGUAUGAAUAUAAAAAAAGUGAAUGGACAAAAAAAGAAAUAGAGCUUUUAUUCGAGGUGGUAGAAAAAACGUGUAAAAGGUAUGCUACUCGAUAUUUAAUCGAUCCAAAUUUAGAGUACGAUGUGAAAAUGCAAAAGAGAAAGGAAAUCGAAGAUAGUAAGGAUGUUAAGAAUUUACUCUCCAAAAUUAAACUACAUUUUGAUGAAUUGCAGAGGUCAUCCACAGGAGGAGGGGGAGAUACUGUUACUGCGUACUUGUCUGAAUCGCCAUCAGAUGGUAUAACCAACUUUGCUGAAUUUUCAAACCAUUUUUGGAACCAAGUGGCGACAAAUUUAACGAAUACACAGACAGGUAGAGAAUGUCAAAAGACGUGGCUCUACCACUGCUGCUUUGAAGAUCCCAAACAAAAAAAAUGGCACAAUGAAGAGAAAGAAAAACUGUUAAGUUUGAGCAAAAAGUAUGAAAAAAGAGAAUGGAUUAACAUAGCUAGAGCAUUAAACACAAAUAGAAGUCCUCUCUCCUGUUUUAUGGAAUUUGUAAAGCUAACAAAAAUGUAUGAUGAUAGUGAAGAAAAAGCCAAAUUGGAAAGAAUAGGGUUUAACCUACUGGAGGAUAUUCAAUUGCAGAUAUUGGUAUCUAUCCUUGGGGAUAAAAAUUGGAACGAAGUGAAACUGCAUAUGGAGAAUCUCAACUCGAAUGUCAGGCGCGUUCAAAUGAGAAAGGGUUUCAACCCUUCUGGAGGGGAGAAAGAUAAACGGGUCAAGAAAAAGCUUAGUGACGAAAUAUCCUACAAGAGGCGGUAUCUUCGCUUGGUUCGCGGGCGACACGAUCUGCACUGA